UCUAAAGGAAAUCAAAACCCCUCGCUCCUUUUGAACCCAAGAGUUUUCAGUUUUUCAGGCAAAGAUGUUUGAAGCCGUUGAGCACUCCCCUCACUCCAAAAGGCCAAAACUUUCUCUCUUUCCUAGCUGCAAGGAGACUCCGCCGGAAACCAUGGUUGAAGAGAAAGAAGACCUCAUGAUUUCACCAACCGGUGGACACCCAUUUCACAAAACAGCCCACUAUCUCAAACCCAUAUCCCCACCUCACCCUUGGACCCAAAAAAGUGGCCAUCCCAGCUUCAGUUCCGUGGAUGGCGCCGCGACCACCAAGACUUACUGACUUGGGUUCACCACUUGGCUUCUACUCACCAAUCCACGUGGAAGAAAGCCGGCAUUUACGAACCCAUCUUCAACUCGACUUACCAGAUAAGAAGAAACAACGACUUGGUUUGUGGGUUUGCAGAGAAAUGGUGUUGUGAGACCAACACCUUCGUUUUCCCAUGGGGUGAAACCACAAUCACAUUGGAGGAUGUUAUGGUUUUGGGAGGCUUCUGUGUUUUGGGGGACUCUAUUUUGAGUCCUAUUGAAAGCAGAGAGCUGAAAGAAAUAGAAGAGAAACUUGAGAAAGAGCGAAAAGGGCUUUACGAUUACAGUGGGCGUGGGUCUAAGGUGGCCAGCGCAGAGUUAUGGAUGAAGAAAUUCAUGAAGAGCGGGAGUAAACUAGAGCACCUAGCAUUUCUCGUCUUUUGGUUGUCCAGGUAUGUUUUCCACGGCAGUCGUGAUUCAGUAAACAAGGCUGUUUUCUCUGUUGCAAUUCAUUUAGAUAGGGGCAUUCGGAUUGCUCUUGCACCGGCUGUUCUUGCUCACAUUUAUGGAGAUUUGAGUCUGCUUAAAAGGACUAUUGUAGCUUCAAAUGGCAGUAAUGAAUUAAAGCUAGAGUCACCAUUUCAUUUAGUUCAGGUUUGGGCAUGGGAAAGGUUUUUGGAACUUAGGCCAAAGCCGAAUGUUAUGAGCUAUGCUGAGCCAAGAUUGGCUAGAUGGGAUAGAAUACAUGGUCAGGAUUUCGGAAAUUUGAGGAUUGUUUUAGACUCUGCUGGAGAAUGUUUCAUGUGGCGCCCUUAUGCCAUUGCCAUUGAAAACUGGAAGCUUCCUGGUUACUGUUCAGAAAAAGAUAGGUGCGUUGGUCCUGGUUUGGAUGAUGAGUUCCUUUCAUUUGCUCUAUGCUUGAGGGUGAUUGAUUUGGUUGGAUUUGGUCGAAAUGAGCGAUACCUUCCGCACAGGGUGGCUAGGCAAUUUGGAUAUGAUCAAGAUAUUCCGUGUGUCAUUGCUCAAUCCAAUGAUGGUUCUGGUAUUUUCAUUCCUCAUAUAUCGUGGAAUGAUCACAUGAAGGAAAUUAAGGAUGUAAAAUUGUAUAUUCCAUCUAGGCUGUCUGAAGCAGAUGUGAGCACAAGAUACAUGAAAUGGUGGGAGGAAACAGUAUCAGGUCUCAAACACAUAACGAAGCCUAGGAUGCCACUGAAGAAGAAAGCAAAGACUGUUGAGGGAUCACUACUGACGGGUAAACCUGCCCUCAGGCAUCCUGGUUUCCGGCGAACAAAAGUUGCUGAGGGUUCAAAUGAAAGAAACAGGUUUACUGGUUUCACCAUUCCUUCUGUUUCUUGUCCAAAGAGUUAUGCAAAAGUAGUAAAGAUUUCCAAAGUACAUAAUGUAGGUAAUGAUUCCCUUGUUCCUCCCGGAUUUCCUCCCAGAUUUCCUCCCACAGGUAAUAUGAUGGAAGUUGGAGACACUAUGGACAAAGAUGAACCGACUAGUCCAGAAAUUUUGGAAAAAGGGAAGCAAAAAAACGUUGAAACUAGAAAAGGGGUUGAUGAUUCAAUUGCUGAUGGAAGUUCUGUUGAUGAUAUUAUGAAGUCAGAAAGAUUGGAGGAAGAGGUUAUGCUGAGUCCGACUUUGGUUUGGGGAACUAAGGCCAAGAGGAACAUUAAAUAUGUAAUUGUGAGUAAUGCAAGAAGUCUAGAUAAUGACAUGGUAAGAACUAUUGGCAAUGAAUGGGCGAGCAGGGUUGAGAGACAGGUUUCAGAGCUUAAAAAUCUUGUAAGAAGCUUUAAAGAAUCAGACAUUUUGAAAUAUUGUAAGAAGCAUAAAAAUAUUGAAACUAGAAGAGAUGGUGACUGCGUGAAGUUAUCAGGUGAAGUUCAAGAUUUGGCAUCUUCAACUGUGGAAGAAGGUUCUGUUAUGAAACAGGUUUCAGAGCUUAAAGCUAGGGUUAGCAAGCUUGAAAGUUUGGCUGACAUGUUUCAAACAAACACUAGUGGAGCAGGUGUGGGAACAGCUAAGGAAAGAUAGCACUCCUCUAAUUUGGCCUGAGUUGAAGUUAAUUUGAAGCAAAGAUCUCCAGAUGUUUCCACCAGAUUCUGUGCUUUUGCUCUUGUUUUGGGAAUGGGAUAUUUGCCUGGUUAUAAGGGAUAACAUUAGAUUAUGGAUUUCGGAACAAACCAACUUACAAACUGAUAGUGAAGAACUGCACAUGAUAUACUCUUGUUGCUAUAGCCACAUAUGGUAUUUUCUUCUACCUAAAUAUCUUAGCCACACAUAAUAAGUAUCUAACUUAUUAUGUGAGUAAAUAUCAUCUUUUAAACGUUUAAGAUUCCUAAAUAUGUAUUACAGUCAUCAACUAUCAAGCACAAAGGGGUCUUGUUACCCUCGCGUCUCACUUAAUUUGGGGCUGUAAUAAAGAUAUGGGACGGCAGUUUGCUUCUUCACUUAGUUGAUGAGUGGAGUGUUGCCUUUCACAUCUGCAGUACUGUUCCUAUUCUCGCUUAUUUUAUCGUUGAUCUGUGGUAUGUUAGAGAUACGCAAAGUGUUUGUAAUGGUACCUUUCGAAUCCCGUGGACUAGUUGAAAUCAAGAUGAAAAUGAAAGCACAUAUUUCAUUGAGUUCAUCAGGUCGUGCUGUCCCAUUUUUUACUCGCAUCCCAAACAUUACAUUACUAAGCUCUCUAAGAGCUGAGUAUGAUACUUAGACCCACCAUAGUAUAAUCACAUAAUCCGAGCCAUUUAAUUUUUAGAUCUCCCUUCAAUGGUAAGCGCACCUUUUUCAAUACAACAAGGAGAAAAUACUUAGUACUUAAACUCUUUGAACCCAAGACUUCUGUGAUGGAGAGUCCAGAGGACACCAUUAUUGAAGAAAGAGAGGUCAAUGGAGACCCAUUCUGAAAAAAGCCUGCUUUCUGAAACCCACAUCCAAGAAUGCUACUGAGAGCUCAUGGUUGAAGAAGUUCAGGAAGAGUGGGAGUGAAUUGGAGCACCAAGCAUUCCUUGCCUUUUGGUUGUCCAGGUAUGUUUUUCCUGAGGCUUGUAAUGCCUUACACAAACGUGUAUUUCCAAUUGCAAUUCUUUUAGCUAGAGGUACCCGCAUUGUGCUUGCACCGGCUGUUCUUGCCUGCAUUUAUAGAGAUUUGAGUGUGCUGAAAAGGACUAUUGUAGCUUCAAAUGAAUUAAAGGGCAGGAAUGAUGUUUCAAAACUCAAACUCAAGUCACCAUUUCAUUUAGUACAGGUUUGGGCAUGGGAAAGAUUUCUGGAAUUUAGGCCAGUACCCAAUGUUAUUAGUUAUCUGAGCCAAGAUUGGCCCUAUGGACCAGAGUAGAUGGUCUAAAAGUUGUAAAUGUGAGGACAGUUUUAGAAUCAGCUGGAGAAGUUUUUGUUUGGCGCCCUUAUGCCAUGCCAAUUGAGAACUGGAACUUGCCUAAAUACUAUGACGAGAAGGAAAAGUGGGUUCGCCCGGGUCUGGAGGAUAAAUUAUUGUCAUUUGUCUUGUGCUUGAGGGCGACUGAGUUAGCUGGAUUAGAUACUAGAGAGCAAUAACUUCCGCAUCGGGUAGGCAAUAUGGAUAUGAUCAAGACUUUCCAUGUUCUGUAGCUCGCUCUGGUCACAGUUUUGAUGACUCAUGUGUAGAAGUAAAUUCUGAGGGAGCCUGGAAAGAUUGCAUG
Messenger RNA from Rosa chinensis, 3968 nucleotides. RefSeq lists its product as uncharacterized. Lineage: Eukaryota; Viridiplantae; Streptophyta; Magnoliopsida; Rosales; Rosaceae. Gene Ontology annotation, biological process: meristem development; meristem maintenance. The record is from RefSeq and is a predicted model, not a curated record. Bases 514 to 2325 code for a protein of 603 amino acids. The transcript has 2 exons.